Messenger RNA from Lycium ferocissimum, 1370 nucleotides. Its product is annotated as NEDD8-specific protease 1-like. Gene Ontology annotation, molecular function: cysteine-type peptidase activity; deNEDDylase activity. Gene Ontology annotation, biological process: proteolysis. The coding region runs from base 265 to 948 and encodes 227 amino acids. Lineage: Eukaryota; Viridiplantae; Streptophyta; Magnoliopsida; Solanales; Solanaceae. The record is from RefSeq and is a predicted model, not a curated record. The transcript is spliced from 2 exons.
AAAAAAAUAAGUUGGGCUAAGCUCAUCCAAACAGGCUCUUAGUCUUUUAUCCUCCAAAAAACCAAUUCAGCUUUCAUUUUCCUCAACCAGCAGCCAAACGUACCCUAAAUCCCUUCAACAGGACGCAACCCACAAACACUUUGCUCGGCUCUUCCUUUGUCAGUGCUACACUUGUACUCCAUUUUGUAAAGCUUAUUUCAAGAUCUUCAAUUGGGACAUUCAAGACCAUUUGAAGGAUUCCAUUCAAGAGUUAUCAUUGGCGCCAUGGCUAAAUCCAAAGCAGAUGAGAAGAUUCUCAGCUACAACGAUGUCGUUCUCAGGCGAUCAGAUUUGGACAUUCUCAAUGGUCCUAAUUAUCUCAAUGACCGCAUCAUUGAGUUCUAUUUUAGCUAUCUCAGCUCACUCUUUCCAUCUGACGACAUAUUACUGGUACCACCUUCUAUUGCUUUCUGGAUUAAAGAGUGUCCUGAUCCUGCAAGCCUGAAGGAUUUUAUAGAACCACUUCAUCUUUCUCGAAGGAAGUUGAUUCUCUUACCUAUCAACGAUAAUUCUGACGUGUGCAUGGCUGAAGGUGGGAGUCAUUGGAGCUUACUGGCUUUUGAUAGAAACUCCAAUGUAUUUGUACAUCAUGACAGCAGCUCCGGGUGCAUGAAUGAGUAUCAUUCCAAACAGGUAUACAAGGUUACUCUUCCUUAUACAGCAUCCAACGCCACUUAUAGAGAGUGUCCGGACACGCCAAAGCAAGUCAACGGUUAUGAUUGUGGCGUGUAUGUCUUAGCUAUUGUGCGAGUCAUCUGUCAGUGGUGUGCAAGCAGUGGAACCCAAGAUGCAAAUGCUUUAUGGUUCUCCCAUUUGGAACAGCUCAGUCCAAGUGCUGUUUCUGAGAUGCGUAAUGGGAUUCUGGGGUUAAUAAAAGGUCUGAUGGCUGCACCCAAGAGUGUGGCAUAGUGGAUGAAAAUCAGGGAACGAGGUUACAAUUCCAGCAGAGACCAAAAAAACUAGGUGAGGUUUAAAUUUCCAGCAGAGACCAACGUGACGCUUGACGGUCAGUUGUCUCUCUCAAUCUUUUUGGAUUUCCAGGAAAGAUUUGUUAUUUCAAAAGAAAGCUAAUGGGGGAAACUAGGAAUAUAGUAUCUCAAUUUUGAUAAAAUGAUAUUAAUAUUCAUUGUCGAAAAGACACUGUCGUAAUCCAUAAUAGGUGAGGUAUCUUUUACCUUUUGUGAGUGUGCAUAAUGAACGAACUAUUAUUUAGUGUUCCUUUAAGCUUUCUGUGCAAAGAAACCCGUUUGGUGGAUCCAUAAGAUUUUCUCUGUUUUCCUUGUUCGAAGUUCUGUUAUUCUCUGUGGUUGCUAAUUGAUUGGCUUAAGACA